UAUUUCAAUUUACUAAUUCAACUGUACACAAUAAUAAAUCAACUCCAUCUCCAAAAACGCGGUUUCUUCUGCUUUAAGAAACUAUUCAUCCCUAAAUUUUUCCGAAACCCUAAAAAAUCAAAACUUUUUUCCUCUCUUCCCUUUCAACAAUGGCGUCUGCGAAACCAACGGACCAAAUCAAACAACUCAAAGACAUCUUCACACGUUUCGACAUGGACAACGACGGAAGCUUAACACAGCUCGAGCUCGCGGCGCUUCUCCGUUCUCUAGGGAUCAAACCACGCGGCGACCAGAUCUCUCUUCUCUUAAACCAGAUCGACCGCAACGGCAACGGAUCCGUCGAGUUCGAAGAGCUCGUGGUGGCGAUACUGCCUGAUAUCAACGAGGAGGUUCUGAUAAACCAGGAGCAGCUCAUGGAGGUUUUCAGGUCGUUUGAUCGCGACGGGAAUGGUUCGAUCACGGCGGCGGAACUUGCCGGGUCAAUGGCUAAAAUGGGACAUCCGUUGACUUACCGUGAGUUGACGGAGAUGAUGAGGGAAGCUGAUUCUAACGGUGACGGUGUUAUUAGUUUUAAUGAGUUUGCUCAUAUUAUGGCUAAAUCUGCUUCUGAUUUUCUUGGAUUAGCUGUUUAAUUAAUUUAUUAAUUCUCUGUUUUAAAAAAAAAAAAAAAAAAUUUCUCUUCUUCA
This is a messenger RNA of Capsella rubella, 686 nucleotides long. Its product is annotated as probable calcium-binding protein CML16. Lineage: Eukaryota; Viridiplantae; Streptophyta; Magnoliopsida; Brassicales; Brassicaceae. The record is from RefSeq and is a predicted model, not a curated record. Bases 150 to 632 code for a protein of 160 amino acids. The transcript has a single exon. Gene Ontology annotation, molecular function: calcium ion binding; enzyme regulator activity.